GCAAUCUUGGUGUCCUCGACCACCCAUACCGGUUUGUCUUUUCUGUACGGCUCUGGUAGUAUUAGAUUGGCCAAUCAACACGUGUUGGAGUGGAUGGAUGGUAGCUAGCUACAUUCUAAAUCAAUUCGUUUUUUUAUUUUUAUUAGAGAUUUGAAGGGAAAAAAUCUAUGUUCUAUACAUUGACAAUUUAAAAUCAAGUUCGAAGACUUACCGUUUGACCGCAGUGCACCAUUUAUUUUUGCCCUACUCCUACCCAUUGCCACAAUGAAGUACAUCCUGGUCACUGGUGGCGUCAUCUCUGGCAUCGGGAAGGGGAUCAUCGCCUCCAGCGUGGGAACCAUUCUCAAGUCAUGUGGUCUGCGCGUCACUGCCAUCAAGAUCGACCCCUACAUCAACAUAGACGCUGGGACCUUCUCUCCGUACGAGCACGGUGAGGUGUUUGUGCUGGAUGAUGGGGGUGAGGUGGAUCUGGACCUGGGGAACUACGAGAGGUUCCUGGACAUCAGACUGACCAAAGACAACAACCUGACCACUGGCAAGAUCUACCAGUCUGUCAUCAACAAGGAGAGGAGAGGAGACUACCUGGGGAAGACUGUACAGGUGGUGCCCCACAUCACUGAUGCCAUCCAGGAGUGGGUGAUGCGUCAGGCUAGAGUACCUGUUGACGAUGACGGUGUGGAGCCUCAGAUCUGUGUCAUCGAGCUAGGAGGCACCGUGGGAGACAUCGAGAGCAUGCCUUUCAUCGAAGCCUUCAGGCAGUUCCAGUUUAAAGUCAAGAGGGAGAACUUUUGUAACAUCCACGUCAGCCUGGUACCACAGCCCAGUGCCACAGGAGAGCAGAAGACCAAGCCUACUCAGAACAGUGUCAGAGAGCUCAGGGGACUGGGCCUGUCUCCUGAUCUGAUCAUGUGUCGCUGCUCCACUCCCCUGGAGAACUCUGUCAAAGAGAAGAUCUCCAUGUUCUGUCACGUAGAACCUGAACAGGUGAUCUGCGUGGCAGACGUGUCGUCCAUCUACAGAGUGCCUUUGCUACUGGAGGACCAGGGGGUGGUAGGCUACUUCUGUCAGAGACUAGACCUUCCUAUAGAGACACGCCCCAGGAAGAUGCUUACCAAGUGGAAGGAGAUGUCUGACAGGUCAGACAGGCUCCUAGAGCAGUGUUCUAUAGCCCUGGUGGGGAAAUACACUAAGUUCACAGACUCCUACGCGUCAGUCAUCAAAGCUCUGGAACACUCGGCCCUAGCCAUCAACCACAAACUGGAGAUCAAGUAUAUUGACUCAGCAGACCUGGAGCCAAACACACUGACGGAGGAGCCCGUGAAGUACCACGAGGCGUGGCAAAAACUCUGCAGUGCUGAUGGCAUCCUGGUACCUGGAGGGUUUGGAGUCAGAGGGACAGAAGGGAAGAUUCAGGCUAUCAACUGGGCACGCAAACAGAAGAAACCCUUCCUAGGUGUGUGUCUAGGGAUGCAGCUGGCUGUGUGUGAGUUUGCCAGGAACAUGCUAGGAUGGGAAGAUGCCAACUCAACAGAGUUUGAUCCCGAAUCAAAGCAUCCUGUGGUGAUUGACAUGCCAGAACACAAUCCUGGGCAAAUGGGCGGGACCAUGAGGCUGGGAAAGAGACGGACCAUUUUCAAGACCAACAACAGUAUUCUAAGACGACUUUACGGAGAUGUUGAGUAUGUGGAUGAGAGACACAGACAUCGCUUUGAGGUGAACCCAGAGUUGAAGGAGCACUUUGAGGGGAAAGGCUUUCACUUUGUGGGUCAAGACAUAGAAGGAGAGCGAAUGGAAGUCAUCGAGCUAGACGAUCAUCCCUAUUUCGUAGGGGUGCAGUAUCAUCCUGAGUUCACCUCUCGCCCCAUCAAACCAUCGCCUCCCUACUUUGGCCUCCUGCUGGCAUCAGCCGGGAAACUACAGAGCUACCUGCACAAGGGCUGCCGUCUGUCUCCACGGGACACGUACAGUGAUCGGAGCGGUAGCAGCACCCCAGACUCCGAAAUAACUGAGUGCUCCAUCUCACAGGAAUGAAUGUGACUGCGGAACACAAGGGGGGAAAGAAACAAUGAAGAGGAUCGUCACAAGUCAAUGGAUGGAAUGGCUUUUUUAAAGACAUUUUUCCUGACCUUCCUGAACUGAUGAACUGAAAGGGAUUGUUUAGUAUUUUUCUAUAUGCUUGUGACAACGAUCAUGAAAUUGAACUCUUUGUACUGUUUGACAAUCAUAGUACAUUGAGUAUGUAACUGUAUAAUACAUGGUUAUUUUGUGACUUUCAUUUAUAUGCAGUCUUGAAUAUGUAUAAUUAUCUUUGUCUGAGAAGGAAGUGACUGCUGUUUCUUCGACCUUUAUUUAUCCAGAAUAAAAUCCCUUGAUAACUUCAAGGUAGAAUUGUAUGCAUUUUAGUGACAAGCAUACAGGACUGGACUGUAAGAAAGAUGAACAAACCAAUGGAUUGGUCAGGAUUUGUCCAAUCUCUGGACAUAUAUUAUGCAUACUUGUGUAAUAGCAGUAUUCUGGGGGACUGGGUCUUUUGGUUUCAUUGAGUUAAGAACGUACAACCUGUUUAUAUUGAUGUGAUACUGUUACUCAGCCACUGAAUUUGCUUUGUGAAAUGAUAUUAAUGUACAAUUAAUAUUACUGGUAGUACAAUGGAUGUUGAACCCUUUUGUCAGUGAAGAUUGCAUGUGAUGUUGCCUCAAUUCAAUCCAGACAGGUUUAUAGAUCUCUAUGAUUACUGUACCGAAAUGAAGAGCAGGAUGAUCCUCCUUUACAUGCUUUGCUCAUUAGGCAUUUGAUCAAGAUUUUGUAUAAAUUGGGUUGAAUUCAUGAAUAGGAAUGACUGUUCCAGGCAAAUUGGGUACUUAAUUGAACUCAAUUACAUUUAGCAGUGGUGUCCUCAGGUUUGUGGACUGGCACUAGUCAACUAUAGCAGGUAGUGUUAAUCAACCCCUAUAAAGGGAGACACUAACUUAAGUGACCAAUUGUUUCAGGUAAGCUACGGGGAAAAUAUAAUUAAAAAGCCCCAUCAAUUAGAUAUUUUUUGCUAGGAAGUUAAAUUGGCUGUACCUGUGCCAAAAUGCAGACAUGGCUCCUCUAGCUUGUUCAUCUAGAAGUGAUGAGACAAACAUGGUGCGCAAUGUUUGGAACAUCAGGGGGGGAAAAAAAGUUACACCUCAAUUUGGUCUGUAUUGAUUUAACAUAACUUGGUAUAGUUGGGAGAGAAUGAAAGCUGUGAGCUUUCAAAGAGCCAUGAAAUAGGAUUCACCGAAAAGCCUUUUACUAGACCUACUCUGAAAAGGCCAUGCAAUUUCCUACUAAAACUAUUCAAAUAAAGCAUGAACUCCAGA
This is a messenger RNA of Oncorhynchus mykiss (rainbow trout), 3347 nucleotides long. Its product is annotated as CTP synthase 1. Lineage: Eukaryota; Metazoa; Chordata; Actinopteri; Salmoniformes; Salmonidae. Gene Ontology annotation, molecular function: CTP synthase activity; identical protein binding. Gene Ontology annotation, cellular component: cytoophidium; cytoplasm. Gene Ontology annotation, biological process: pyrimidine nucleobase biosynthetic process; CTP biosynthetic process. The record is from RefSeq and is a predicted model, not a curated record.